UGCAAGGUUGAGCGUCCUAUACAGGGUUAAUUGAAGUACAAUUUAUUUUGAAAGUUUCUUCUAACGGUUAUUUAUAGGCAUUGCCGAAAAGCGUAAACUAAGGAUUGUUUUCAUAGAUUUAUCUUUUCAUCUCUCAUUUAGCGUAUAUUUUUUGAUAAAUAUGUGUGUUUUUCAUGGGAUUUCGUGUAGAUCUUCUAACCGCGUGAAUUAAUUUGAAUGAUAAAUGAAGUGUUGCUUUUACUGCUUGUUCUUUGCUUCUAGAUUUUGUUUUCUUUGUUUUGAUUCUCUAGAAUGGGUCCCAAACGCAAUGUUAAAGUCAAUAAAAGAGGGAGACCUCCAAUGAAGCAAGUCCCGUCGCAGAAAGUGGUUUUUGCUAAGAAGUCUCAAGUGAAAAAACAGGAAGUAAAGAAAAGAGGGCGAAAACCAAAACAAGCUGUUGUUUCUAAAAAUGAAAACUCAAAACCUAUUAGUCUUGAAGAUAUUGUGAAAGUCGGUAAUGUUUCAACUUGUGAUAUAUGUCAGGGUGUGUGGUUUUCAAAGGAGUUAUUUGAAAAGCAUUUACUCACAUGUAGACUUCCGGAACAAGUUAUUUCUUCUGGUAAAGGAUCCACAUCUGCUACUGAUUCUCUUGUUACUUCAAAAAGUAAAAAAAGAAAUAAUGACCAAGGAAUUGAAGAUGAUGUGGCUGCCAUUACAAAUGAUAUAACUGAAAUAUAUGCUUCUCCUUUGAAGAAAAGAAAGAAAUUUGAGAAUGAAAAUGAAAAUGAUAAUGUGAAAAAUAGUGGUAAAAAUGGAAAUGAUGGUCUUCAGUUCUCAAUGUCAAAUAAAGUUCAGUCUCUCUUAUUUGCUUCUAAAUCUCAGCCUGAGCAAUCUGAAAUUGAAAGAGCAGCAGCUAAACUUGAUAGCUAUAGGCCCUCAGAUAAUCAAGUCUCAAUAUCUGCCUCAAAUUUAAGGAAAAAUAUUGCAUCCUCUAUGUUAAAAAGCAAAACACCAGAAGAACCACAUGUUUCACGUCCAACUCGAAGCUCGGCCCAAACUUCGGUUUUGGAGUCUCCAAAAUCUACUUCUGUUGUAAAAUUUGCUAGGAAAAGUAAGCCUAUUCCUAUUGUUGAAGAAACCAUUCCUGGAAAUAAUAAAAUAGUUACUUCGGUUGAAGUACAUCAGAAUGAUGUAGACCAUCCUUCUCAAAAAAGAAUAGUGGAUUCAGGUAAGAAAAAAGCUCAAACAGAAUCUGUUAUACAGACUGCAACUCCAAGAAGUGGCAGAAGUCGUAGAUCGCAAGUUCAAGAAAAAAUCAAUCAAGAAAAUGCUUUAGAUAGUAUUACCGUUCAUAGCAGCACAGAUAUUGAAAUUGAUAAUCAGGAUAAGAGUAGUGAAGGCCAAUCUACGGUAUCUGAUACUAUUGCCAGUAUUGUUGAUGAAGUAAACCUUAUUAAUAAGAUAAAGGCCCCUCAAAGAGGACGUCGAGGUCGAAGACCCAAACAGAAAGUUAAUGGUGAAAUAAAAAAGGGCAAUUCUCAGUCUUUAGAAACUCAAACUCGAGGUAAUGAAGAUGUCAAUGAAGUGAAAGCGGUUGUUGUAAAAAGUGGCAGAGGUCGCAAAGCACAACAGAAAGAACAAAUAAUUAUUCCAGAUGCUAUUGAAGAUCAUGAUGCCCCAGAUGAAAAUAUUGAUGAGGAAAGCGAAAAUAUAUCUAGUGGAAAUGAACAAAGAAAUGAAGCAUCAAAAAGUACAGUUUCCUCGAGUAAUGAAAACAGUGUGCCUUGUGAGAAACAGGUCGAUUCCCAGGAUUCAAAUGAUCUUACUUUUUCUGAAAAUAAUAUUGAUCCAGGAGUUACAACUAACAGCACAAAUACAAAUGAACAUAUUCCAUUUUCUCAAAAUACAGUGUUUUUAACUCCUUUACAGCCUGUUAAAGAAGAAGGUCCAUUGGAAGAAGUUGACAAAGAGGAAAAGGAUGCUUUACUUACAGUAAUUUUUGGUGAAUCUACAAAUGGUGACAAUGAUAAUGCUGAUGAUCCUCCUCCUAGUACCAGUAAAACUUCACAAAAAGCUUCUAGUUCUACUAAUGUUUCUAAAGAUUCUAAUGGAAUUACAUUUAAUUGUGCUGUUUGCCAGCGAUCUUUCACUAGAAAGUAUCAUCUUGAUCGACAUCUGAAAAUUUCAAAAUGUUCUGGUCUUCCACUACCAUCAUUUCCAUGCGAGCUUUGCAAUAGAGUUUACACUCGAAAGGAUAACCUCCGAGAGCAUCUUCGUUCACACACUGGUGAGGUGCACAGGAGAAAGAACCAUAAAUGUCAGUAUUGUGACAAGGCAUUUCAUGGUCAAUCACUUCUUGCUAUUCAUGUUAGGAAGCAUACUGGUGAAAGACCAUUUGCUUGUGAUUUUUGUCCUAAGCGAUUUCCAUCCACGGGUGCAUUGACAAAACAUCGUAUGACUCAUACUGGAGAAAAACCAUACUCUUGUAAUGAAUGUGGUCGUCGAUUCACUUUAAAAGGCACAUUAAGUCGUCAUUUGAGAACUCAUACUGGUAUUAGGCCACAUACAUGCAACUUCUGUGGAAAGAAAUUCAUUCAAAUUGGAGGUUUGAAUGCCCAUAUGUUUUAUCAUACAGGAGAAAAUGGAUUCAAAUGUGAUGACUGUGGUAAGGUUUUCAAUCGCAAAGCUCGACUACAAAUGCAUCAACUCUAUGUCCAUAUAAAGUUAAAGCCAUUUGUCUGUGAGCAUUGCAGUAAGCCUUUCACUCGCAAAGAAGAUCUAAAUCGCCAUUCUGUGUUGCAUUCUGGAGAAAAACCAUUUAAAUGUCCUACAUGUGAUCGUCGCUUUUCUGUUAAACCGUCCUUAAAACUUCAUCUUUUGACACACACUAAAGAGGAGCCUCGUUCUUGUCAUGAGUGUGGUCGAGCAUUUAUCCGAAAAGACUGUCUGCUGCGUCACAUGAGAAAACGACAUCGAGAUGUCUUCGACAAAUUAUUGUUUGAUGAAAAGGAUGAGAAAGAUGCCAGUCUUGUGAACACCAGAGUCCUCAGUGAGAAAGACCUUACCGAAAAUAUUCGUGAGCUGUUAUAUUUGUUGAUUGAUGAGCCAACACUUGUUGGGUUUGGUUGGCCAGAUAAACCAGUAGAUGAAGUUCUGGAGUUAGUUAUCCAGCGUUGUGGACAUACUCCUGUUAAUCGAGAACACUAUGUUUAUAUGGACAGAUUGAGGGAAAAUGCAAAAUUGUUGUUCACUGUUGUGAUUGAUGAUAAUGCUGUUAAAACAUUGCUGAAUAAUCAAACAGUGGAUGAGGUCAUUCUUCAUGUUUUGAGAUUAGCCAAAACAUAAGUGUUUUUUGUUUCUGGUAUUUUAUCAUUCAUAACCACUGGGAGAUAGUUGUUUGUAAUAAUUAUUUUUUGACAAUGCACUGUUACUUGUUGCCAGACAAGCUAUGGUUUUAUGGAGUUUCAUUUGAUAUAUCAUAUUUGAUGGAAGAUAGUAUUUUGAUAGUUAUUAAUUGUUAUAUAACUGUUAAAUAAUAGAAAUGAUAAAGGUAUCACAAAAGCCAAAUAAUGUUACCACCAAUGACAAAUACAACUAUGAAUUUUGCAUUUUAUAAUAUCAUUUGUUUGUUGUAUCUGUGCAUUUUCUGAAAGUUCAAAGUUAUUAUAGUAAUUUCUCGAAGUUUUUCAUACUUAUUAUGUUUUAAGAAUUGAGAAAGGUGCUGGCUAUUCUUUGCAAUAGUCAUUAGUGAUAAAAGAGCUUUUCGACCCUAACAUAAUUUUCUAUGAUCAAUUUUGUCUGUUAACGCAAGAAGAACUAUAAAUUUUUAUAAGCCAUUUAAAAAUCAAUGCCAUCUUUAUUUUUAUAGAGCAUCCAUUUGAUUGAUUUUUAAAGGAAAUGAGAUUUGGAUUAACUAACUUGUUAUGUGCCUUAAGAGUUCCUUAAUAUGUUUGGAAUUUGGGGCCGGGAACGGAAAGCUUGUAGGUUGAGUUGUAACCUAAGAUUAAUGGCUUUUAUUCAUGUUAUUGUCAUUUUACAUAUAUGACAAGAUACUAGAUUUGCAUACUUGGACAAUCAUUCAGCUAAAGCUCAUCAUUAAUUUCUUUUGUGGAUUUUAGCUUAUUGUUUUAAUUGAGAAAUAACGUCUCAUAAAUAUUAUAUUUAAUGAAUGAAUGUCUUGUACACUUUAUUUUCCAUCUUUCUUAACCAUAUCAUCAGCUGAGAGUUAAUUAUAAGCUAUUAUAUACUGAAUGUCUCAUUUUAUCCAUUCUCAAAUAUUUUCAUGGUUUAUUAUACAUAAAUCAUGCAUCUGUCUUUCUUUGCAUUUGUAAAUGUUGAAUUACGAUCAAAUUAAACUAAAAGUGACUUGCUAAAAUAAAAAAAGUCCAUUACUAAGAUUAUUACAAUAAAUGCAACAUCAAUUUCUGGUUUCAUUGUACAGAAGAUAUCUAUAUAUUUUUUAAUGAUUACUACAUAUAUAGAAUAGCAGAAAAUCAGAUAUUAGAUUGAAAUUUAGAAAAUUAUUGAUUCUAUUGAAUGAAAAGAGCUGAUGAUUUGUGAAGUAACCAUUACAUUUUUUUUUUAAAUUUACAUUUAAGUAAAGAAGGUCUUUUAACAACAUGUUUUAGAAAAAAAUUAAAUAAAUUUUUGCUAUAUUAGAGAAAUGAUAAAAUACUAUUUAUGAUUAUAUGAAUUUUUCAAAUUUAAAUAUUUUGUGUAAUUGGUAUGGUAUUUAAUCAUGUAUGUAAUUUCAGCAAGGAUAUUUUAAUUUUAAUGGUUUUGUUAUAUGUAUAUUGGAGGUGUAAGGCAUUUACAUUUUAUAAGGGUGAUUUUUAGAAUUUGUUAUAAUAAUCCAUUUAAAAGAAUUAGUACAAAUUGGCACAUUUUUUGCAGUUAAUAUGCAGAACAGCUGCAAAAGUUUGAAUGCUUUUGGAAAUGCUAUUAUUGUGCCAAAUACGAUGUUUUUCUUGUGCCUUUCAUUCAGCAUAUUCUAUAUUAUUGUUGAUUUUCAAAUGCAUGAAUGUGUGUUGACUUAUAAUAAGAAAAACAGUUAUUGUGUAAAGUAUUAUUAAAUUAAUCUUAACUUUUUAAUUUGUAAAUUUGCUAAAAAUAUUAGCUAUUCAUCGGUUUUUUCUAAUGAGAAGUAUUAGAAGAAAAAAUUAAGACAAGCAUUUUUAAAUUUCUUUGUAUGUUUUUACUAUGUUAUCGAAAAAAUUUAAUUCUAAUUAUUUCAUGUAUGAAGUAUGGGUUAACUAUUGUUAUAUUAUUAUUGAUACAAGUAUACUGUGACUCUGACAAAUUGACAGCUGGUCUUAGAUCUCAGAUGAGUUUAUUUGUUAAGAAGAAGGAAGUGUUGAGUGGACACUAGAGAAAUAAUGUUUGUGAUAAAUAUGCUUGUAUUGAUAGUAGUACAAUUUUUUCUUAUUCUUCCUUUUUAAUGUAUCUUUAAUCGCAUACAGUUGGUUGAUUAUUCCUUAAUAUAUCUUUGAUAAAGGCUUUUAUUUUCGGAAUAAUAUUAAUGAUCUCUAAUGUAAAGAGCUGAAUAUUAUUAAUAAUGUAUGAAAAAUUCAUUUAAAGUAGAGCUAGUUCUGCAAGAACUGCUAUUGAUAAAUUUGUUAUGAAGUAAUAAAUUGCAUUCAUAUCUAACUUUGAGUCAUGUUGAGCUUCCAUGAAAUUAGACUCAUCUGAUAUUAUGCAAUUCUUGCAUCACAUCUUCCAUCAUGUCAGAGCCAAGUUAUAUUUUUAUUCUUUGUAUAUAAAUUUUUCAAUUUUUUUAAUAUGUUUUCUUUGAAUAAUUUUGAAUUGGUACAUUAUUUUACUUUAUUUAUAUUAAUCCUAAGGGUACACAUUUAUUUGAAAAAUGUUUUGGCAUUUUAAACAUUUAAUUUGGGAGGUUUGUAAAAGCAGUAAAUUUUAAUGUGAGCAUUCAUUUAUUUCAUAAUACUCAUGAUUUGUACUCUUAAAAUAAAUUAAAGCAAUUGGUAUUUCAAGGAAAUUGAAAUAUAAAUUCAAGCAAUUGUGUGAUGUUCUAUCACGUUAAAUGUACCAAGGUUAAAAGUUAUAUUAAUAAGUAAUGGCCAAAAAUAUUUGAUGUAUAAUUUGUCUUUUAGAAUAUUUUUAUAUUUCUUAUAUUAAUUUAGCAGUGUAUGUUUAAAUUAUUAUAUAGUGAGACUUGAUUACUUGAAUUUUACAUUAAUUGCCUUAAUAUACAUAUAUGCUCUUUUUAUCUUAUAUAUUUUAUAAAAUAAAAUAUAUUAAUAGAAUUUUAUAUCUUUAAAAGGGUUAUUUUAUUGGGUGGAAAAAUAUCCAUAUUUAAAAAAUUUUGACUGGUUGCAUAGUAAUGAAUUAUGGAUUCAAGUUACUGUGACUGAGUAAAGAAGUAUUGAUUGUGAUAUGAAAUUUUGUUAAUUGCAAUGAUACAAUUUUUGUGCUACAAUAGGUGGGAGAGUUCAUGCAUUAAUGGGAAAUGUCAUUAAGUGCCUUUAUUGAUAUGAAAGAAGAAUUUGGAAAGAGCUUUAAAAAAUUACUAAUUCAUAAAUUUUUUAUAUUAAUAUACAUUGAAAAUUCUGAGCUAUUUAUUAUAUAUUUCUACAUAUUAGCUGAUAUGUAAUCUCUUAAAGUAUUUUUGUAUUUGUGAGAAAUUUUAGAAAUAGCUGGAUAAAUGUUUUUGGAAUUCUUUCAUUAUUAAUGUUAAAUGUUUUUUACAAAUAAACAAAUUAUUUUAAAAUGUUGAAAUUAUGCUUCUAAACUCUAAUAUUUUUUUUUACAGUAGUUAUUAUCUAUACUUUUGAAAUGCAAAUUUUUUGAAGGGAAAUAUUAACAUUUUGAAAUUUUUAUAAACAUAUCAAGCUAUUGCUGAAUAUUUUUCUACUGCAACUAUAAAUGUACAAAGUGAAUACUUUGAUUGGUUUCAAAGUAAAUAAAUACUUAGAUUUUUUUUUAGUGUUUAAUGAAUGUGUUUUUCGUUGAUGUGUUGUUUUUAAAGGGGAUGAAUCAUUUGGUUUUGGGAUAAAUACUGUAUGAAGUUUAGCUAGAACUGUAUAUUAAAACUGUGUUUGUUAAUGAAAAGUACAUGAAAGCUAUAAUUGUUUUGUAUUUGUUUGUUAAUGAAAAGUACAUGAAAGCUAUAAUUGUUUUGUAUUUGUUUGUUAAUGAAAAGUACAUGAAAGCUAUAAUUGUUUUGUAUUUGUUGGUAGCAAUUUAUGAUGUCAUUUGUGUGUAAUUCUGUCUGGAAGAUUGAGUUUAAAAAUGUCUCUUGUUCUAACAAUUUAUGUUUUCAUUUGGACUGCAUCAUAAGUUGCUGUAAAAAUUCAUUGAAAUUUUCAAUCUGUUUUUUUUUUUUUUUUUUUUCCCUUGACUUGUAAAAACAUGAAAUAUUUUAAUAUUCCCCAAAUAAUCUUUAUGCAUACUAUGUAAUACUAUUUUUAUUAUCCUUUUUUUUUAUCAUAAAGUAAAGGAAAAGACAUCUUUUGUAUAUUGCUGUAUUGUUCACUUUGAAAAAGUGUAUUACAAUACAAAAUGUCCCAUCUUUGAUGAGAAGAUUUCAGAUAAGGAUUUUUCUUUGAAAAAAUAUUACGAUUUCAGUAUUCACUAUGAACAGGUGCAUAUCAGUGAAUGCAGUAAUUUUGAUACACCUAGAUAAGCAAAUUACAAAUGCUUCUCUUGUAAAUUUCCAGUUUUUCAUAUUGUGGUGAAGUCUUCUUUAAAGUAAAGAAGUUAGUAAAAAAAAAAAAAAAAACAUAGUUACGAAAAUGUAUGUUUCAUAAUUUGCGAACAUUAAAGAGAAUCUCCCAAUUAUAUUUUUUCAUGUGAUGUGUUUUUUUAUAUAAAAGAUGUAUUUUAACUAAGAGAAAAAAAUAAUACAAAUCCAUUUUUAUGUAUCUUUGAUGAAAGGAGAAAGUACAUUUUUGAUACUGCAUUUUAUACAUUCUGCCAAAUAAUUAUAUCUUAGUGCCUUAUGUAAUUAAUUGUUAAUAUAAGAAUGUGAUAUUUAGAUUUAUGCGGUUUUAAAAAUGAGGUUAAAAAUAAUUAUCCUGAUUAACCAAAUAUAAUUCUCAUAUUGCUAUUUAUUAAUUAUUGAUUUCAUUUGGAUAUUCAUUUUCAAAUUAUCAGAUUUAUUUUAAUAUGUAGUAAGAAUUAUUAACAAUACCUUAAAACUAAAAGGUUUAAUUUGUAAUAGCUAAAUUUAUUAUUAAAUUAAAUUAGCUAAUGAAUACUAUUCAUAGAAGUUAAUUGUUUUAAUGUAGAAUUCUUGUCUCAGUGGCCUCUGAUAAAAGGAAACAGAUAUUUCAUAUAAAUGAUGAAAAUCAUUUUUAUUUCAU
Argiope bruennichi is the source of this 8300-nucleotide messenger RNA. Its product is annotated as zinc finger protein 37-like. The coding region runs from base 292 to 3324 and encodes 1010 amino acids. The transcript is spliced from 7 exons. The record is from RefSeq and is a predicted model, not a curated record. NCBI's taxonomy places the organism in Eukaryota, Metazoa, Arthropoda, Arachnida, Araneae, Araneidae. Gene Ontology annotation, cellular component: nucleus.